UUUUAUUCUCCUUUCCUCGCUGAAAUUCGUCGUUCUAUUUCGGGUUCCCUUCCUCAUAUCUUCCUUCAUACGCCUCUUGCCAGAUCCAUACUACAACACACAUGGAAGCCGCCACUUCAACUUCAACCUUUGCUAUUGGAUCGCUAUUUCGGGACAGGCCCCGUCUCCUUUCUCUUCCUUCCAAAUCCCUGCUCUCUGUUCCUGUAGCCCAUGAUCGCCCAAGAGUGGGAAAGAAGGCGAUUAGUCAUCGGGGUCGGAGGGUGGGAUUCCCAGUGGUUAAAGCGUGUGUGUCUCCGGACCCGCCUCAGGCUGGUUCCGCUGCGCAAAUUGCUCCACUUCAGCUCCAGUCUCCAAUUGGCCUGUUUCUAUCUCAAAUCCUGACCAUCCAUCCUCACCUUCUUCCUGCGGCCAUCGACCAGCAGCUUGAACAGCUGCAAACUCAACGUCAUGCUGAAGAGCCCCCUGCUUCGGCUGCUACUCAUGACAUUGUAUUGUACAGGAGAAUUGCAGAGGUGAAGGAAAAUGAAAGGAGAAGGGCUUUAGAAGAGAUCUUAUAUGCAAUGGUGGUGCAGCGUUUCAUGGACGCCAAUGUUGGUCUAAUACCAGCCGUUGGCCCACCGUCUGGGGACCCAUAUGGCCGAGUUGACACAUGGCCACAAGAUGACGAAAAGCUGGAGCGGCUUCACUCCUCGGAAGCAGGUGAGAUGAUCCAGAACCACCUGGCUCUCAUUUUGGGCAAUCGGAUUGGUGAGUCCGCCUCAGUGGCCCAAAUAAGCAAAGUGAGAGUGGGGCAGGUGUAUGCCGCGUCUGUGAUGUAUGGCUACUUCCUCAAGCGGGUGGAUGAGAGGUUUCAGCUUGAGAAAACUGUGAAAGUGCUGCCAGCGCCAGCUGAUGGUGAUGCAAUGGCAACACACGAAGGAGAAGAAUGGGAUUCCCCCUCCAAUGCAGCAGUGCAUCCUGAGAUCUCUUCCAUGCCAGCUGGACCAGCAGGUGUUACUCCUUGGGAAUCGCGUCUGGGGAUCAAGCCCUCCCGCCUCAGAACGUACGUAAUGUCAUUUGAUGGGGAGACGCUACAGAGAUUAGCAACGAUAAGGUCAAAAGAGGCCGUUGGUUUGAUUGAGAGACACACGGAUGCGUUGUUUGGAAGACCGCAGACUGUGAUCACCCCCCAAGGAACAGUAGAUACCACCAAAGACGAGCUUAUCACAAUCAGCUUUGGUGGGUUGAAGAGACUGGUUCUGGAAGCUGUGACUUUCGGUUCUUUCCUCUGGGAUGUUGAGGCUUAUGUGGACUCCAGGUUAAAACAAUAACAUUAUUGAACUUCAAUAGCGUAUCAGAAGCAUGACUUUAAUUCAAAAUGUUUUGAAGCCAAAAUAUGAGCAAACUGGUUUUUGUAUAUAUGCAUAGCAUUAGAAUUGUAUUGCAAUAACUCUAGUAUAUAUUGAAACCAGUCAAUGACAAAAUUCAUUUUGAAA
Messenger RNA from Momordica charantia (bitter melon), 1475 nucleotides. RefSeq names its product UV-B-induced protein At3g17800, chloroplastic. NCBI's taxonomy places the organism in Eukaryota, Viridiplantae, Streptophyta, Magnoliopsida, Cucurbitales, Cucurbitaceae. The record is from RefSeq and is a predicted model, not a curated record.